AUGGCCGGAGAUAUUGAUCUUGAGGUUGACCACCAAGACCAUGGUUACCAUCGAUCUGGCCGCCUGCCGGACCCAUCAAGCCUAAUCUCUAACCCGGUGGAUGAUUUGUGUCAACUAGUCCUCGCCUCUAUUACGGCCACGAAUCAAUCUUUACAGUUGUAUCUGUGUGGGAGAGCACUGAGUUACGACCAAGUCACGGGACCGUCAGAUUUGAUGGGAAGUCAGACUGCUACGCUUGAGCAAUUCUUAACAAACGUGCCGGGCCUCCCCAAAUGGACUUUGAAUCAGCGAAUGGCGCUCUCGUUCAACAUCAUCGCUUGUCCAACUAAAAUCCGCUCACGAAGAAGUCGAUAUGUUUUGCCGUUCCGCAUCAGCAAGAAGCCGGUCAAUCGGAUGUCCAAGUUCCACAGCCAUUUAUCAGGCAUAUAUUCUCUGGAUGCACGGACCAGGUUGCGGGAUGCACCCCAGGCCCAAGGCACUGCCUCCUAG
Messenger RNA from Uncinocarpus reesii 1704, 489 nucleotides. RefSeq lists its product as uncharacterized. NCBI's taxonomy places the organism in Eukaryota, Fungi, Ascomycota, Eurotiomycetes, Onygenales, Onygenaceae. The coding region runs from base 1 to 489 and encodes 162 amino acids. The record is from RefSeq and is a predicted model, not a curated record. The transcript has 2 exons.